AUGGAUGUGUCAUUGUCAUUUGUCAGAGACUUUUCUGGAGGAGUUUUCACUGAAAAAGGAAUCGGCGAUGAACGGUGCAGAUGGCGAGGCAGAGGGGACAGAAGCAUGGUGGUUCACAUUCCUCUAUCUAAUGGCUCUGAAUGUGGUCUCAGAGCUAACGAGAGUGGCGGUGAAUAUAAUCUUAAACUCAUAAUUAGCCCAGUGGAUGGAAUAUUAGUGGAUGGUUUUACUGCCAUGAGCGUUCGAUGUGUGUACAGUACAGAAGACAUCACAUUGACGUUACCACCUGGGCCAAAUGGGGCUCGAGCUUUGCAAAUAAAAUGGCGAGGCAGAGGCGACAGGAGCAUGGUGGUUCACAUUCCUCUUUCAAAUGGCUCUGAAUGUGGUCUCAGAGCUAAUGAGAGUGGCGGUGAAUACAACCUGAAACUUAUAAUCAGCCCAGUGGAUGGAAUACUAGUGGAUGGUUUCACUGCUAUGAGCGUUCGAUGUGUGUACAGUACUCAGGACAUCACACUGACUUUACCACCUGGGCCAAAUGGGGCUCGAGCGUUGCAGAUCAAGUAAGU
Messenger RNA from Cylicostephanus goldi, 566 nucleotides. The record is from the annotation of a GenBank genome assembly. Lineage: Eukaryota; Metazoa; Nematoda; Chromadorea; Rhabditida; Strongylidae.